Molecule: messenger RNA, 936 nt
Organism: Lachnellula hyalina
Lineage: Eukaryota; Fungi; Ascomycota; Leotiomycetes; Helotiales; Lachnaceae
Product: putative acid phosphatase
Exons: 6
Coding region: 1-936 (311 amino acids)
Biological process (GO): phospholipid catabolic process
Molecular function (GO): hydrolase activity, acting on ester bonds
Source: RefSeq, a predicted model, not a curated record
AUGCAUUUUUCUUCCCUCCUCAUAACGGCCGCAGUUGGCAUAGCUAGCAUAAAUGCGCAAACUCAAUAUACAGCGACCAAUGCUGCUUCUGUAGCAGCAGCUAGGGCAACUGCCAAGACUUUGAGCCCAACAAGUUCAGUCAAGGGGAAGACUUUUGAUCGAUUCGUGAAUAUCUUCUUGGAGAAUACCGAUUUCGACAUGGCAAGCGCCGAUCCCAACCUCCAAUGGAUCGCAAGUCAAGGCAUUACGCUCACCAACUACAAAGCAAUCACACAUCCCAGUCAGCCCAACUACAUUGCUUCUGUAGGGGGGUCAACUCACUCGGUCAUAUGGGACUUGUAUUCUCGGAUUUCCAGUUCGGCGAAGACAAUUGUCGAUUUGUUGGAUGCAGCGGGGGUGUCGUGGAGUGAGUAUGAGGAUGAUAUGCCUUAUUCAGGUUUUGAAGUGGAUUAUGUCAACCAGGUCAACGGCGCAAACGAUUAUGUCAGGAAACAUAACCCCCUAAUGAGUUAUGAUUCCGUCACGUCUGAUCUCGACAGACUGGCAAAGAUAAAGAACUUGACGAUGUUCUAUAACGAUCUCGACUCAAAUAAACUUCCACAAUGGAUGUUCAUCACCCCAAAUAUGACAAACGAUGGCCACGACACCUCAGUAACGAUUGCUGGCGCAUGGGCAAAGGGGUUCUUAGAGCCGCUUCUCACGAACCCAAACUUCCUUUCCAGGACACUUGUUCUGUUGACCUUUGAUGAAACAGCAAAUUACCUUUCAGACAAUACCGUCUUCUCGGUCCUAUUUGGGGAUGCGGUGCCCGAAAUCUUACACGGUACUACGAAUGACACAGCUUACAAUCACUACAGCAUCAUGUCAACUGUCGAAAACAACUGGGACCUGGGAAACUUAGGGGAAGGGGACGCGGAUGCCAGUGCUUUCUUUUGA